Molecule: messenger RNA, 6126 nt
Organism: Patella vulgata (common limpet)
Lineage: Eukaryota; Metazoa; Mollusca; Gastropoda; Patellidae
Product: protein O-linked-mannose beta-1,2-N-acetylglucosaminyltransferase 1
Exons: 26
Coding region: 338-2839 (833 amino acids)
Biological process (GO): protein O-linked glycosylation via N-acetylgalactosamine
Cellular component (GO): Golgi membrane
Molecular function (GO): beta-1,3-galactosyl-O-glycosyl-glycoprotein beta-1,3-N-acetylglucosaminyltransferase activity
Source: RefSeq, a predicted model, not a curated record
GAAACGUUUAUAAGCUUAUAGUUAUAAAUAUUUAUUUAGCCAUUCAGCAGAUGGAAAUAUAUUAGUGCUUAAAAUGGCGAACCAUUGACGAUUAUGCAGUGAUCUGCAGGAAUUUAGAGGUCUAGCUAUAUAAUAAUAUAUACAUUACAUUUAAAUGUAAUAUCACCUCGGUGGAAGCGGACGUAAAAUACAACUAACUCAACAACAACAUUUACAUGUAGUAGAAGAACAGUUUUAGUCGUUUAUGAUCAUACUUAGAUGUUGUUAUCUGCAAACACGAAUGAAUACAUAAAAAAGAUUGACAUUGGUUUUAUUUACGUGAGUGUUGAUAUUCAAAAUGCGGGUUGAAAAAUCAAAGCUACUCCGUCAGAUCAGAAGAAUUGUUAAUAGAAAGUUUGGAGGUUGGAAGAAGUUUAUUUUGUUAACAGUAUGUGUUUGUGUUAUACUGUAUUGUAUCAACUCCUUAUUUUCAAGAUCAGGACGUCAGGUAUGGGAUGUAGGUGGGGAAGGUUUAAAUGUUACAGAUGAUCGAUGUGGAGUUAAAUGUAAUUCGGGACAGCAUUCAUUUUAUAUAAGAACAGGAGAUGGCAGUCUAGUUGGUCCAACAAUAUGUUUUGAAGGAGAUGUGAUAGUCAGUAAUGAAUUAAAAAACUUUGGUCGAGGGUUAAAUGUUGUGUUAAUCAAUGAUAGAACUUUAGAAGUAGCAGAUAUAAAGACAUUUGAUACAUAUGAGGAAGAAUCGUCUUUGAUAAGAUUCUUGAAGAAAUCAGUUCCAGAUAACUUUGUUGUAAUGAUGGCUAGCUUUGAUGAUGCUGCCUCUAGUUUAAAAGAAGAUAGUAUAAGAUGGUUAAAGUUAUAUGGGAGUACUAUUGUUGAUGAUCUUACACUGAGAGAUGGAUAUAUAAUGGUUGGACAGAAAGGUCUAGAGGAGGGUCAAGCAAUAGAAUUUAUUAAGAAAAAAUACAGGAAAGAAUUUGCAGAAGUAUUGGAGAUAGCUGGUUGUUUAGAAAUACCUUUGGGAUCUCAUCGUAAUCUACAACUGAUGUUACCAGAAGUUAUAAACCAGAAAGAUAUGGUUAUAGGAGAAGCUGUAGCAAACUGUGGUGUAGAAAAAAUAUGUGAACCAAAUAGUUUCCCUGUUAGAAUAGAUACUGGUUAUGCUGAUAAAAGACCUGUUGAAAUAUGUGUUAAUGGACACAUAAUGAUGGGAGAAAAUUUAAAUAAAGGUGGACGUGGUUUUAAUGUUAUUAUAGUAGAUCCAGUAGAUCUAAAACCAUCAAUAAUAAAUCAUGUAGAUACUUAUACAUUUGAUAGUACAGAUUUAGAAAUAUUCUUAGAAUCACUGGUGGAGGGAGAUAUUAUUAUAGCUGCUGUUUGUGAUGAUGGUUCCAGAAAAUUGAGUUAUGCUGUUAAGAAAUUAUUAAACAAGUUAGGAAGUGGACAUAUACAAAACCUUAGAUUCCGUGAUGUCUGGUAUUUUGUAGGACAAAAAGGAAUGAAUGGUUUUACAACUUUUGAGCAGAUUAGUUAUGCUGGUGUUGAAAGUGAAUGGCCAAAAGAAAUAAAAAAGGCAUUUUGUAUACCUAACAAAUUGAUAGGACGUCAGGUUAUACCUGAUCCAGAAGUUUAUCGUAAUGAUGAAAGAAGAGCAUUCUGUGUCAAAUAUGGUGGUUAUAGUGAAUUAUGUGAUCCUGCUCAUGUUGAUGAUUUAAUUAAACCAGUAAAAGUUAUAAAUAAACAAAUGGAGGCUAAUAAAGUAUAUGCUACACCUAUUAUUAUUAUACCAGGGCUGAAUCAUAAUGCAUUGGUUCGUACAUUACAAACUACUUUAAUGCAGCCCGGAAUUAACCCAGGGUUAGUUACAAUAAUUUGGGAUGAAAAAUUUCCUGAACAUGGUGAUCUGGCCCAACUAUUUGGCUUUAACAAUAGGAGUGUUUCAGGAAGUCUACACUAUUCGGAACAAGUCCUGAAAGCUUUAAAAUUGGCAAUAGAUCAACAUACAGAUGUGGAAUAUUUGAUAGUGUUAGAAGAAGAAUUGAUUUUAGCUCCAGAUUUUCUCAACUUUAUGGCUCAAUGUGUAGAAAUAUUGAAUGCAGAUGAAACUCUACUUGGUGUAUCUUCCUGGAACUUUAAUGGUUAUGAAGAUGUGUCUGGUAAUAAAGAGUUAGUGUAUAGAGUUCAAGAAUUUCCUGGUCUGGGUCUUUUUAUAAAAACUUCAGCACUACAAAGAUUAUUUCAGUAUGAUAAUAUCAAACAGUGCUGUAAUAAAAGAUCAUGGUAUGGUUGGAAUGUAAAUUCUUUAAUUGGUGGAGAAAUAUUAAUACCAGAUGUAUCUCGUGUUUUUCGUCAAGUUUACCAAGGAGCGGAUAAUUUAGAAGAUUAUAUACAAGCUUUAUUUAACAGACCAAGAUUAACUAAUCUAGAACAAGAGACAACUUUAGGUAAUAUGAAUAAUUUAGCAGAGAAGGUAUAUGAAGACAUAUUACAAGAUGAGUUAAAGAAAGCAACAGUAUUAACAACAAAUCAUAUAACACAGUGUUAUCAAAAGGGUUCAAUCAUUAAAGAAUUUAAUCAAACUGCACCUAGUAUUCCUAUUGUUGUAAGCUAUACUCAAGAAAACGAAAAUGAUCUCAGUAUCUUGCAAAAAUUAUGCAAAUGUUUUGGAUUGUUUUCAUCAACAAAUUCUAGACCAAAAAAUCUUCAUCAUGGGCUUGUCAGGUUUUAUUAUUUGCACAGAAACAUCUAUCUGGUGGGAUCAUCCACCAGAUAUUACUCGUAUAUAGAAGAUAAAUUGAAAAUACCAAGUCCUGUUAAUAAAGAUGAAUAUCUUAGACCUUGAUGUCAUUCAAUCCAAUUAUUUUAUCCUUUGUUUUAAAUCCUGUGAUAAAUGUGUCGUACAGAAAUGCACAAUGAUUAUAUAUAUAUAUAAACUUUACUGUAUGUUUAAAACUGCAAGAGUUCUGAGGGAGUGAUGUAAAACAGGCCUUUAACUUCAAACUUUUGCCAGUGGUUAAUUUUUGACUGGGAACUUAGUGUAAAAGAGUGUUAGUUAUUUUAACAAUUAUUAUAUCUGAUGAUAAUAUUAACUAGAACAACCUUCAUAUCACAUUAAACACUGUAAAUCUUCACCCACAUAACAUAGUUAAAAUUCUAAUCCAUCCACAAUCUAUAUCAUUUCAUCGGAAUUCAGUUCUCCAGUUCAAUGAAUAUUAUUUCUGUCUUUAAAUAGACAGGGUGAAUUUCUUUUAUUUGAUUGGGAUAUGUAUACAUUAUUUCAAUUAACAUAUUUAUAUUAUACAUGUAUUAAGUUAUAUUCAUUAAAAAUCAGAUUAAGAUACAGAUCUGAAUUUCAUGUGAAUGUAGAUCUGAAAAAUUCAAUGUAAUUUUAUUCAAAUGAAUUACGCCAAUGUAAUAUUUCAUGACUUACUAUAAUGAACCAACAAAAACACUUGUAGACAAGUUGUAGUAGCGAUGUGUUGUACGUUGGAUAGCUGGAUAAUAAGUACUUCUUUUAGCAUCAGUUACAUCACUGAUAUUCAUGUGACCUACAUAAAAUUCAUCCGGUACAACAAUAUGUAUAUCGUACGUCAGGUCAGGUCAGAUUUUAUUUAGGAGUAAACUCCUAAAUUGAAAUUUCAAAUCUUUUUAUGACCAUUUGGUUUGGUUUUAUACACAUCAGUGUAUCAGUAUUAGACACACUUGCCAAAGAGACAUUUUCGCUGGUCUGUAAAAAAUAUAAUUUGAUUCAUAGUGAUGUUACCAUACAGUUUCAAAAUGAAUGUAUGACACUUUGUAACCAAAGGCAGGUGGAGUGGGAGCCUGCUACUAUAGUUAACUCUGCAAAAUAGGUUGAACUGCAACGAUCUCAAAAUAGUGAUCAUCUGCAUGCCCGAAUGAACAAUUACACCAAGUUUUAGAUUACAUUUACCAGAUUUAAUAAAUUUGUAAUUUUCAAUUAAAAAAUUCUAAAUUUUGAUUGGGUUUCUUUUUAGAUGCAAAUGAACAAUUUUACUAAUAUUUUAAACUUCCAUCGAGAACCAGAUUUAAAUUUUAAAAAUCUGAUUACAAAAAUAUCUCUACAACCAUGGUGUGCACGUUUAUGUUUUCGUUCACAUCUGUACUUUGCUUUCGACUUCAGACUGGCCCAUCAGUUAUUUGGAAAUUUGUUGCUUUUUUCAUAGAAGCAAUGUGAACAGCUGACAGGUCUCACAUUCUUGUUUUUAAAUCUUGUUUUUUCCGGUAAACAGUAUUUUAUUCUCAGAAAAGGACGGAGGAACAAGCUAGUCUUAUAUACCAAUACCUCUCUCAUAAAUUCUUCUCUUAAGUGUGAACACUAAAAUACAGCAGUUUACUGUCUGAUAAUUAAGUACCGUAGUCUAAUUAGAUAUUUUUAUAUUGUUAUUUACAAACAAUAUUAACGAUGAUAUCAAUAUUUUAACAUGUAUCAUAAUUAAGCACAUUAUUAUUUAUUUGUGCAAUCUCGUUUUUAUGAUUUAUUUUUUGUGUGUGUAUUGUUGGUCUUAUUGUUUAAAUUUAUAUUACAAAAUAUAUACAAGCUGUAGACUUGAUUAGAUUUUUUAGACUACAAAUGUUAUUGCUGGUUUGAUCUGUUUGUAUGAAGACUUCUUGUGUAAAUAUGAUGGAAGAAAAAAUAGAAAUGCAAUAGAAAGACUCUGGGUGGGUGUGUGUGGGGGUGUGUGUGUGUGUGUGUAUUGUAUUAAUUUAAUGUUUAAUGUUGAUGCAUAUCUUAAGCAAGCAGGGUUUCAUUCAAGUAAAUUUGAUCUCUGAUGGAUAAGUAUUUUUUGAGUGCCCACUUAAUUUAAUCCUGAAUUUUAAAAUGUUUUUGUUUUGUAUAAGCUAGUGUACAUGAGAGAAUUUUAAAAAAAAUUCACACAGGUACAUGAAAGAAUAAAAUCUAAUAUUUUGAGAUUAUAGCUAUCUGUUAAAAUAAAAUUGAGCUCUUUAGAACAGAGUUCAUAAUGCUCUUCAUUAACAGGAAUACCAUAUAAAUUAAAACUUAUAGUUAUUUUUCUUGUUUUUCUGAUAGAUUAGAUCAUUAGAAGCAGUACUUUCACUUUUAAAUAUUGCCGGCUGAUUUACUUUUGGCGUAAUUUGUUUAUCUCGGAAGCACAAGAUUGUUGUCCUAAGCUCUAGAAUAUUAUGAUUUAUAGCAUUACCCCAUGUUUUAAAUACAUGUACCCUUAAAAACUAUAUUAAGCUGUAUGUAUUGUGUUUUAAAGUUACCGUAAAUUCUUUUAUUAUAUGUAAAUUGACUGAGAAGUAAGUUCUUCAGUCAGUCAAUUUCACUGUCCAACCUCGUGGGUUUUCUCCGGGUCCUCCGGUUUCCUCCCACUGCUAAAGACCCCUACGCGUAAGCGAGUUAUUGAAAGAAAAUUAAACCAUAUGUUAGUCCCGAAAUGACCUAGUUUGUGUCGAGUGGACGUUAAACCCCAUUUCUCUCAUUUCAGUCAAUUUCACUACCAGUCAGUUAAGACUGACGAAUGUGAAUGAAACAAGAGUCCUGAUUAGCAGCGAUUACAAGAUUUGACACAUUCUAAGUUUUGGGAGGUUAUUUCGCCAAGAAUUGUAUGAUGUAAUUCUUUAAAAUGAAAAAAUAUGAAAGAUGUUUUUAUGUUAAUGUACAAUUGACAUUAAAUUCAACACUACAUUAAGAGUUACCUAUUAAUUCUUAAAUGACUAAUUAUUCACAACAAAAAACACUAAGUAUAUAUGGAUAUAACUAGUAUAUCUCUGUUAAUUAAUAAUGACAUUCCGUAAAACAUACAAGUUAUGUUUUUCAAGUUAAUUGUGUUACAAGAAGACUUGCCCAUCUCUUGAAGUGGGCAUUAAAUGAUCCCUAUGUAAUUUAGUUGAUGAUUUGCAUACAAUCCCCAAUUUAGCUUGCUUACAAAUUAAUAAUUCUGUUAUAAUGUACAACUGUAUAUAAUUGCCUUAUAAUAAGUUAUUGGCUUUCCACGUAAAUUUAUUAAUGUUUCCAAUCAAAUUGUGUGAAAUAUGUAAUAAAAUAAAUCACUUAAUCAAAGAUGUUAACUCCAUAAUAAUAAAGUGUACAAUAUUGUUGUAUAAAAACUAAUUAAAUACUCUCAUAUUAUGGGUUUCAUUUUA